This is a messenger RNA of Girardinichthys multiradiatus, 5464 nucleotides long. It is a transcript of the gene hook3, whose product is annotated as hook microtubule-tethering protein 3. Gene Ontology annotation, cellular component: cytoplasm; centrosome. Gene Ontology annotation, molecular function: microtubule binding; dynein light intermediate chain binding. The record is from RefSeq and is a predicted model, not a curated record. Gene Ontology annotation, biological process: cytoplasmic microtubule organization; cytoskeleton-dependent intracellular transport. Lineage: Eukaryota; Metazoa; Chordata; Actinopteri; Cyprinodontiformes; Goodeidae. Bases 240 to 2480 code for a protein of 746 amino acids. The transcript has 26 exons.
CACAUUUUUAACACGCUGUAAUAGCGGCAGUUAAAAUGUUAAGUUCUGCUGAUGCUACCCGCCCUCUCCGCCUCCGAUAGGCGCCGCGCCGGCUUGGGCAAAGCAGCGAACCCGAUCACUGGCCGACGGAUUGGUGAGACACCCAAAGAGCAGCACAGGAUCUCUGGAGUGUAUGAGGCUCGCUGUUAAGUUCGGGCUCCCUUCGCCGCGCAGAGUCAGCCAGCCUACGUGAAGUAACCAUGAGUACAUCAGAGUCCUUGGAUCGAAUGGAGCUCUGUGAAAGUCUCUUGACAUGGAUCCAAACAUUUGGAGUGGAAUCACCGUGCAAGACGGUAGACGAUUUGAUCAGUGGUGUCGUAAUGGCCCAAGUCCUGCAGAAAAUAGAUGUAUCAUAUUUCAAUGAUGCUUGGAUUAGCAGAAUCAAGCCAGAGGUCGGGGACAACUGGAGGUUAAAGAUCAGCAAUCUAAAGAAAAUCUUGAAAGGCGUACUGGACUAUUACCAGGAGGUCUUAGGUCAACACAUCAAUGAUUUCACCCUACCAGAUGUAAACUUGAUAGGAGAACACUCUGAUGCUGCAGAACUUGGGAGAAUGUUACAACUCAUCCUGGGCUGUGCUGUUAACUGCGAACAGAAACAAGAAUACAUCCAGACCAUAAUGGUGAUGGAGGAAUCAGUACAGCAUGUUGUCAUGACGGCCAUCCAAGAGCUGAUGAGUAAAGAAACUGCAGUCAACCCAGGAGGAAAUGACUCGUAUGUAGAUCUAGACAGAGAGCUGAAGAAGACAAUAGAGGACCUGAAUGAUGCUUUGGCAACCAAGGAGGAGAUUGCUCAGAGGUGUCGUGAGCUUGACUUGCAGGCCCUCCAUGCCCAAGAGGAGCGUGAUAGACUGAGGUUAGACUUUAAUGAGCUAGAAGAGAGGGUAGCGGCUUUGCAAGAGGAGAAGAGCUGUCUGUUGGCAGAAAACCAGGUCCUGAUGGAGAGACUUAACCAGUCUGACUCCAUUGAAGACAUAAACAGCCCUGCUGGACGAAGGCAUCUCCAGCUGCAGACACAGCUGGAACAGCUACAAGAAGAAACUUUCAGGCUGGAGGCGGCAAAAGACGACUACCGGAUCCGUUGUGAGGAGCUUGAGAAAGAGCUCCUAGAUGUGAAGUCCCAGAAUGAAGAACUCACAGCUUUGGCGGAUGAAGCCCAGUCUCUCAAGGAUGAGAUGGAUGUCCUUAGACACUCAUCUGACAAAGUAUCCAAACUGGAGGGCACAGUGGAACACUACAAGAAAAAGCUGGAGGACAUGGGGCUACUCAGGAGACAAAUCAAGCUUCUGGAAGAGAAGAACACAGUGUUAAUGCAGACUAAUGUCAGUUUGGAGGAAGAGCUUCGAAAGGCCAAUGCUACCAAGGGCCAGCUGGAGACCUACAAGCGACAGGUUGUUGAACUUCAGAACAGGCUUUCAGAGGAGUCUAAAAAGGCUGACAAGAUGGAGUUUGAGUACAAACGCCUUAAAGAGAAAGUGGACUCUUUACAAAAAGAAAAAGAUCGCAUGAGAACAGAGAGAGAUUCGCUGAAGGAAACUAUUGAAGAACUACACUGUGUCCAGGCUCAAGAGGGACAGCUAACGUCAAGUUUGUUCCCACUAGGGGGCAAUGAAGGCUCAGAUUCCCUGGCUGCUGAGAUCACCACCCCAGAAAUUCGAGAACAUCUGAUUCGUCUUCAGCAUGAAAACAAAAUGCUGAAGCUGGCACAGGAGGGAUCGGACAACGAGAAGAUUGCCCUGCUGCAGAGUUUCCUGGAAGAUUCCAACAGAAGAAAAAGUGAAUUGGAGACAGAGAACAGAUUAAUCAAUCAGCGGCUGAUGGAGGAGCAGAGUCAAGUGGAAGAGCUUCAAAAGACUGUGGAGGAACAGGGUUCAAAAGCAGAUGAUUCAUCAGUUCUGAAGAAGAAAUAUGAUGAACACAUGGAGAAGCUACAAGAACUGAACAAUGAGUUACUGAAGAAAAAUGCUAUCAUCGAUGAAAUGGAGCCAAAAUACAAUACCAGCUCCCAACGAGUGGAUGAGCUUGAAGAAGCGCUGAAGAAAAAAGAUGAAGAGAUGAAACAGAUGGAGGAGAGAUACAAGAAAUAUCUUGAAAAAGCAAAAAGUGUUAUUCGGACGCUGGACCCGAAGCAGAACCAGGGUUCCGGUCCAGAGGUUCAGGCCCUGAAAAACCAGCUGCAGGAGAAGGAGAGAAUGUUGCACUCACUGGAGAAAGAAAUGGACAAGACAAAAUGCCAGCGAGAUCAUGAGGAGAAACUGAUUGUUUCAGCCUGGUACAGCAUGGGCAUGACUUUCCAGAAGAAGGCGGCUGAAGACCGACUAGCCAACACCGGCUCUGGCCAGUCCUUCCUGGCACGACAGAGACAAGCCACCAGCACACGCCGCUCCUACCCAGGCCACGUCCAGCCAGCUACCACAAGAUCCUCGAGCAAUAUCACUGCAUGACUGGUAUGCCAGUGAGCUGGUCCUAGCCUUGUGUGGCCUGGGCCUGUUCCCCUGUGGCCUGCUGUGACCCUGGUCCAGGCUAGGCUGAAGCACAUGAUGCAUGAACCUGCCUGCAUACUGUUUGCAUGACCUCUUGUGUUAUUUCAAGCCAGCAGAAUAACCGGCCCCUCUAUCGGUUGCAGCAGCAUGAGCACUAACAACCCCUCCGCAUUGCUAUGCCUCGUAACCUCCAUGCAAGUCUGAUGUGGGAUUUGGGAUCAGAAAAGAAAAGAAAACCCUCCUUUCAAUUAAUUCCCUUAUAAGCCUUUCAUGCAGAUGUUUUGGCAUUACUGUCUUCAUCUUCUCUCCUUCAUAACUUCUCCUAACCCUGCUGUCAUACCUAAUGGACACGCCCACUCGUGUUUUUACAUGGAAUAAGUCUGUUACGAUGCGGUGUGUGUGUGUUACAAACAUCCCAGAAGGAAUCUGAGUACAACAGUAUUUCCUGUUAAUUAAGCUGUUUAUCUACCAUGCCCUCCCUGUAGUAUUUCUGAAGAUCUUGUUAUUGGCUGGCUGUGUCAGGAUACCUCAAUGAAAUAUUCAUACAGAUCUGUUACAGUUUACAUGACCGGGAUGAAUAUUGUAAUGUUUAAGGGGUAUAGCCUGCAAAUCGGUCUGAUUUAGGAAUGAGUUAACUCCCCUUUAAACCGUUACAUGAAAUGUCCGACCUCUUAUUUGUUGGAUUGGAUCUUAAACCUUCUUUUUAUUUUAAUUUAAUCCAAGUGUUGAUUGCAGCAAGUUUUGGACAAAACAAAAGCUUAUGGGGCUUUAUGCUGUUGCCUUGUUUUUAAGAGGUGAGGAUGGUAAACUCUGUGUAUUAUAUAAGGUCUUGUUACUUAGUGCUUUUACUUGAGUUAAAAGCCCUCAUUAAGCCUACUUAUGCCUUUUUCCAGUUCUCCCCCUAUGUUAGAAAAACUUUAAGCUUUAAGAUCACAUUUUGUUUUAUGAUUAGACAUUUAAAAUUACAAUACUAGAUUAAAGGUGUGCAUUUGCUUUAGUAAGCCAAUGGGCAUCUCAUUCACUUUAGGCUGGCCAGUCUAAUUAAUGAAAUAAUGUGGAAAAGGGAGAAAUAGGUUGGAUUAAUGACGACUUCCCUUAAGGAAACCUUAAAACCAAUAAUAGUAGAAGCAUCAGUUUUUCAGUAUUAUCACAGAGCUAAAAGAGUUGCAGUAUUGAAAUAUAUUGGCAUUAUUUGAUGGAAUAAUAUGUAGUCUAUUCACUUUUUUCACUUGUUUUAGUAAAUGUUUUAUUUUAUUUUUAUUUUCUAGAGUUCAAUGAAAAUCUAUUCAGAAACUGAAAAGUUUAUUUUAUUCCAAGUAUGAAAUCCUAAAACUGAAAGAUGGUUGAAUCCUCCAAUUGAGUGCAUUUUGUUUAUGAUACUAUUAAAAAGUUCUUAGGUUUGAAUUCAAUAAGUCAUGAGAUUUAUUAAAUAUUUAAGGCACCAAAACUCAAUUUGGCUAAAGCUUUAUAUGGACAAUAACUUAACUCUAAGGUUUGCUUAAUGAGAGCUUUUCUCCUCAACUUUUUCUGUUUUACUCAUUUCUUCUGUUGUGUAAUCUUAGCUUAAUCCGUACCCUGCAUUUUAUUCUAAUGGCUAAUUUAUUUAUUCUUUUUUGCUUGUACAGCAGUGUUAAAAAGUUUUUUUGUAUUAUUAUAUAACCAUUUAUACUGUUACAAUGGAUGUAAUUAAGAUCAAAAUACUGUUAGGUAUCUUAUGCAACAAAAGGAGAAAGUUUUUAGUAUGAAAGCAUUUGUCUCCAAGCAUAAACUGGAGGAGUGAAAGUUGCGGUUCUUGUACCAACAGUGUUCACAGGGGAAAAAAGUUCCUUUUUUAAAACACUGUGCAAAUAAAUUUGCAUUUGUAUUUGAGUAUGAUGCUUUUUUCUUGUACAAAACAAUCACAUUUUAAUACAUGCAUCAGCAUGAUUUGCAGCAGACGUAUAAAUUACCUUAUAAGCUUAUUGAAGAUGCAAGUGGGAUUACUUUGAUGGUAGCAGGGCAAAAUGGUCAUGAAAUAAAACUAUUUUUCAAAACCAAAUGUUGAAAUACCAUUUAAGGACAUCAAUGGUUCAAGUUUUCAGAUUUACUUGUUUCCUAUAUAAAUCAUAUUUUUAUAAAUGUUGGGACAUUGACCAUUUUUCUGUUUGUACUGCAAGUAAUGAUACACAGACCUCUUCUAACCGUCCAUCCUCAGUAGUUUGUAUAUAACCGAACCCAUCCACAUUGUGGUUGACCUGAAAUUUAUUUCAGGGAUUUGGGCAAACCUGUAUUAUUGUGAAUACCUGCCUAGAGAGAAAAAAAAAACACACUGUCUUGUUUCCUAUUUUCAUCCCCAUCAAACCACCCACUGUAAUUUUGUCUUUGCAUAGCUCUAAUACCUUAUUAUAUGUGGAGUCAAUUUGUUGUCCCUUUCAAUGCAAAUUUCUUGGCAAUAAAGAAAGAAGAAAACAUGGCGUGCUGCUGAAGCUAACUUUAAAUCUCGCUUCAGUGUUUAAGAACAAAUAUUGUACAUAAACAUGCAGGACCCCACUGAAAACUGUCAUGUCUGUGUAUAUUUUUUUACAUGCCUAGAUUAAAAUAAAUGCCUAGUAUUCACUAGAGUUUUUAACUUGGCUAGUAAUAUCACUGAGACUGUCAGAAUGUUUUAGAAAGUUGAAAAGAGCAACAAGGGGCCUUGUCUGGUUAUUGUUCCAUGAAUUCCAAAGCAGCAAAUAAUGUCCUAUUUGCCAGUGUUUUAUAUUGCUUGUAUAGAAAGACAAAUUGUACAUAACAUUUGUAGUAGUGUCAUAGGGAUGUUUGAAUAUUUGCAAUUAAGGAAAUAAAAAAAAAUCAUGCCUAGUUAGGUGGAUUUCAUCUCAUUUGUCCAACAAAGACCCGCUGAUGAAAAUGUGCUUCCGACACGUGAAACCUAGAAACAACGUUGUAAAUAAAGCUUGUAUACAAGA